Messenger RNA from Zasmidium cellare ATCC 36951, 1716 nucleotides. RefSeq lists its product as uncharacterized. The record is from RefSeq and is a predicted model, not a curated record. Gene Ontology annotation, cellular component: cytoplasm. Lineage: Eukaryota; Fungi; Ascomycota; Dothideomycetes; Mycosphaerellales; Mycosphaerellaceae. The transcript has 2 exons. Gene Ontology annotation, molecular function: phosphoprotein phosphatase activity. Bases 1 to 1716 code for a protein of 571 amino acids.
AUGACCCGGCGCAUAGUACGGACACUGGGUCAAGUCAGCGGCCUGGUCAUCCUCCUCGCCAUACUCGUUUGGAUCGCCGACUCCCGCUACCGAGUGUUACCAGACUCCAUUCACUCUGCUCUACCUUCACAUCACACUGGGACCGUUAUUACCGACGUUACGAUCGCUUUCUGCUCCUCUGUGAAUCCUCUAUCCAACUGCCGACUGGACGCAAAUAAGUGGAAUCGCAUCGAGAAAGAUCUGUAUUUGGGGACAGGAUGGCUCAACAGUGCCUAUCUGCAUGUUCAGCGCAAGAAGGAGGAGGAGCUUACGACUGAGGACAGGGUUGUGAUAGAUGUCAAGGUUGGCAGAUUACAGCCCGAAGUGAGCGAAAAGGGUCAGGGAGCGGAGAUUUGGGAAAGCAGGCCUGGAGGAUUAUUCAUUCUGAGGAGCAGUAAGAGACAUGACAGCGAUUCGGACAAAGCAGUGACGGCUAUCGAUGUGCUGUUUGGCUCUGAUGCCGUGGAUCCUAGGCCAAACUGGAGUCUUGCUCAGCUGCCUCUACUGGUGGAUGGCUCAGAUGGGGGACGUCCUCCACGGUUGAGUGUCCGACACGGUAGGCCCAAAACGGAUCACUCUCCGCCUGUUCCACGCGUGACAAAAGAUGGCAAGUUCAAGAUUCUUCAAGUGUCUGAUGCACAUCUCUCGACUGGCCUGGGUGCAUGCAGAGAUGCGAUCGGGCCUAAGAACGAACCGAGUACUGCUUGUGAAGCAGACUCACGUACUUUGGAGUUCAUUGAGGCUGUACUGGACGAUGAGAAACCGGAUUUAGUCGUUUUGUCAGGCGAUCAAACCGAGGGUCCUGCUGCGCCAGAUACGCAGACUGCUAUCUUCAAGAUGGUAGCUCCUCUCAUUGAACGCUCAAUACCUUUCGCUGCCAUCUUCGGCAAUCACGAUGACGAAGGACCCAAAUCGCUUCCCAGAGCAGCCCAAAUGGCUCUGCUUCAGACUCUCCCCUUCAGCAUGAGUCAGCCUGGUCCGGAUAACAUUGAGGGUGUAGGGAACUACUACAUUGAGGUGCUGGCGCCGGGAUCACAACAUUCUGCAAUCACUCUGUAUCUCCUGGACUCGCAUUCGCUCACGCCGGAUGAGAAGAACUACAAGGGUUACGACUGGAUCAAGCGAGGCCAAAUUGAUUGGUUUCAAAACACUGCCCAAGGACUGAAAAAGAAUCAUCACAAAUAUAGCCACAUUCAUAUGGACAUGGCAUUCAUUCACAUUCCUCUGCCGGAGUACGCCGACAAGAAGAAUACUAUAGCAGGCGGCAAGUGGAAAGAGGGCGUGACCGCACCUGGAUAUAACUCCCAUUUCUACGAUGCGCUGGCUGAAGAGGGUGUUGUGGCGGUUGGUUGUGGACACGACCAUGUAAAUGACUAUUGUGCGCUGCGACCACCAAAGUCGGAAGGUCGAGACGAUCCUGACUCCGACGCUGAGCAUCCACAACAUGGCAAGAAGAACAAUCACAUUGGGCCCUGGAUGUGUUAUGCCGGUGGCUCUGGGUUUGGUGGAUAUGCCGGGUAUGGAGGCUUCCAUCGGCGCGUGCGAGUGUGGGAGGUGGACACCAAUGCUGGACGCAUGACCACGUGGAAGCGUGUCGAGUGCUGCGGUGAAGACACCAAGAAGCAAAUCGAAGAGAUUACUUUGGUCGAAGGGGGAAAUGUAGUAGCGCCUUCAUGA